CUGAAAAAUAAAAGGAAUAAACGGGAGGUUGUUUUGUUGCGGACCCUUUUCUUCGUUGUUUCUCUCUGGUCGGAGCGAAAAGGCUUUGAACUCUCUCCGGAACGCGAGGAUUAGGGUUUAUCCCCAUCACAAUAGAAUUUCGCAAUCGCAGACGAACCCAGAAUCUCCUCAAUUCGUUUUCUCGCUGUUUCGAUUGGGGUGAAGGGACACAGAGCGAGAGGGAUUCGGUGUUUCUCCUUCGGAUCUCUAACUGUAAUCCAGUGGUGCCGUGGUGGUGUGUUCAUUCAGGCUUCCACUUCAACCUGAGAGCAAUAUCAUUGGUGAAAUAAAAUCAACUUCUAAAGUUUGUGACUAGCAAAUCGAUACUUGAAGCAAGUUGAUGGAUUCAGAAAACAAAAAGUUUGGAAGAGGCUAUUCUGUCUUCUGUUACCAUGUCAUGAUCUGCAUUUUAGAGACAUAAGUUUGAUACCUGAAGUGAGCUUGGUUCCAUUAAAAUAUCAGGCCCCAGAGAACUUACAGGUGCUGUUGAUCUUAUUAGCCGCUUCAGAUUGUUACCUCAUCAUGAGUAUUUCUGCAAGAGGCCACUUCCGUUAUCAAUUUCAGAUACACACUAUCUGCAUAAUGUGGUUGGAGACACAGAAAUUAGGAAAGGCGAAGGGAUGCAAUUGGAUCAGCUAAUUGAGGAGAAUUCUGUUUCAAGAGAGAUGAACACAUCCAUAAAGCCAUUUGAUUUAGAUGUUUUGGGGGAAGCUUUUCAGUUGAGGGAAACAUCUCCAAUUGAUCUGCCCACUUCUGAAAAGGGCAUCCCUACUACAGUGGGGAAAUCUAAGAGUGAGUCCAAAGACAAGGAGAAGAAGCAUAGAAGGCACAAGGACAAAGACAAGGAAAAGGAUAAAGAACAUAAGAAGCACAAGCAUCGGCACAAGGACCGAAGUAAAGAUAAGGAUAAAGAGAAAAAGAAAGAUAAAAAUGGUCAUCUUGAUUCUGGUGCUGAACAUUCAAAGAAGCAUCGUGAAAAGAAAAGGAAGCAUGACGGAGAGGAAGAUAUCAAUGAUCACAGGCACAAGAAGAGCAAGCACAAGAGCUCAAAGAUUGAUGAAAUGGGUGCAAUAAAGGUAGCAGGCUAACAAGUGCGGCGUGCAACACCCAAUGUUUUCCUUUUUUCCUCAGACUUUUAUUUGAGAAUUUGAAGGGAUCUUCUUAGUUUUCUAUUAUGAAGCGUUUCCAAGAAUAGUAUAUGGGAAAUGAAAGGUUGAUGAUAAGGUGAAUAUUCAUGCUGAAGUAGAUAAAUGCAGUUGGAUAAUAUGGAAAUGAACAACAGAAAAGAUGACUCCUCAUUACAGCACAUUGGGUUUCACAAAUGUUUCUUCUUUUAUCCCGUUUAACAAAUCCUAAUUUAAAGGCUUUUUGGGUUGUGAACCAGAAAAUGAGAUGUGUUUAAAUUUAUGCUAUUCAGCUUGAAGUUCCGAUUUCUGCUCUUCUGUUUAUAUUUUGUAGAUAUUCAUUUUAGGGUUGUGGUGGAGGUAGUAUGGAUUUGUUUCUGAAGUGGGUUCAGUUGUACUUGUAUUGUUUCAAAAGAUGUUCUUUGAUGUAUGUACUAAUAGAAUGGAAUAAAUUAAGUCAAUUUUUGUAUUUAGGCUUGAAGCAAACCGAGUGUAGUGGAUAGAAAGCCAGUGUGGUACUCUUUAUUAUCUGUCAUUUUGCGCGCGCGCUGACUU
This is a messenger RNA of Cuscuta europaea, 1718 nucleotides long. NCBI's taxonomy places the organism in Eukaryota, Viridiplantae, Streptophyta, Magnoliopsida, Solanales, Convolvulaceae. The record is from the annotation of a GenBank genome assembly.